Cornus florida is the source of this 3868-nucleotide messenger RNA. RefSeq names its product protein WHAT'S THIS FACTOR 1, chloroplastic. The transcript has 3 exons. The record is from RefSeq and is a predicted model, not a curated record. Gene Ontology annotation, molecular function: RNA binding. NCBI's taxonomy places the organism in Eukaryota, Viridiplantae, Streptophyta, Magnoliopsida, Cornales, Cornaceae. Bases 173 to 1390 code for a protein of 405 amino acids.
GGAGGACUGUAGUUGGCAUAUUCCGAAUGGCUAUCCUUAGGUCGCUGGUUCGAAUCCGGCAGGUCGGAAUUUUUUUCCAAAUUUCUUUUAUAAUUUUUUUUCCAUUCAAAUUUUCGAUUCUAAUUUAAGCUAUCGACGAUACUCUUCCGUCCCCAAAUCUUUAUUCUUCACCAUGGCUUGGCGAAUCAUCUUCACUACCAGCAAGUCCAAACCCUCAUUUUCACAAACCCUAAUCAUCCCCAAAACCCUUACUUCCCAUCCUAACCCUAACAUCUUCGCCGCCCCAUUCUCCACCUCCUUCCUCAUCACCAAAACCCCCAAGAAAUUCAAAAAGAAACGCAAGAAGGACAGUCCCAGAACCAAACUGGUUCAACACCAAUCCAAUCUCAUCCCACACUUCGAAACCAUCCUCAACCGCGACACCCACUUCAGAUUCCUCACCAAAACCAAAGAAUUCCUCUCCAAACAACCCGAACACGUCCUCCGCCUCGACGACGCCGGCAAGCUCCACCGCGAGCUCGGCUUCCCCCGCGGCCGCAAAGUCCUCCGCUCCAUCCAGCGCCACCCGCUCUUGCUCGACACCUACCGCCACGACGAUGGCAAGAUGUGGUUCGGCUUCACGGACUCCAUGGAGGACUUGCUUCAGCAGGAGAGAGAGAUCAUGGACUCCAUGGAGGUAGAUAGAGUCAAUACUGUAAGAAAAUUGUUGAUGAUAUCUGCGAAUAAGCGAAUUCCUUUGAGUAAAAUUUAUCAUUGCCGUUUGUUGUUUGGUAUUCCAGAAGAUUUUAGGGAUAGGGUUGUUAAGUAUCCGAAUUAUUUCAAUAUUGUGGUUGAAAAUGAUGGGAAGAGAGUGCUUGAGCUGGUGAAUUGGGACGCUUCACUGGCGGUGAGUGCAUUGGAGAGGGAAUUUAUGGUGGAUGAGGAUCGGGUGAAGAAGGCGUUUAAGUUUCCGAUUAAACAUGGCAAGUCAUUGGAUUUGGAGGAGGGUGAUGCUAGAAAGUUGAAUUUGUUGAACACCCUUCCUUUGGUAUCACCCUAUUCGGAUGGAUCAAAGUUGGAUCUUUGGACAUUGGAGGCAGAAAAGUACAGGGUUGGGUUGUUGCAUGAGUUCUUGAGCUUGACAUUGGAGAAGAGGGCUUCUAUACAUCAUAUUGUGGAGUUCAAGGAAGAGUUUAGUCUUACAAAGCAUACUUAUCAAAUGCUUUUGAAGCAGCCGCAGACAUUUUACUUGGCUGGCACGGAGAUGAAUUGGGUUGUGUUCUUGAGAGAUGCUUAUGAUGAAGAUGGGGUUUUGAUCAAUAAGGAUCCACAGGUGGUUUUUAAUGAAAAGUUGUAUAGAUAUGCACAGAUGCAAGAACUGGAUUCGGGUUCUGAUGUUGUGACAAGAUGAUCUGCUCGUGGACUGUUUUGCGUUUCUUGUUAUGGACUAAUUCGUUAGGGGUACAAUGUCUCUUCUGCUUCUCAAAUUGAGCGAUAGUCGUAAGCAAUGAUCGACAGCAGACCUUCUAUUGUACAUAUGCAAGGUAUCUUGGACAGAUCCUUAACAUUAUUUUGCGCUGUUAUGAAUUAACAUCAUUAUUAGUUCUUCUAUUUUAUUUUUCUUUCUCUGCUAGGGAUAUGAUAGUUAGGUUACUUCCAGAAUGGCACUGUUUAGAACUGACUCAGAAGAUAAACUAGGUUGAAAUGUCCCUGGAUGGGUAUCAUGCCAAUUAAAAUCUCGACAAUUUAUGACUCACAGCAUUUGGUUACUACCAGUUGUUGCUUGUCACAUCACCAAGAGUUACAUGAACAAAGACAUUAUCAAACCAUGGUGUAAGAUCUGUUUAUUUCCUUGAAUGAUUCAUUUACCGUCUGAUGACACCGGUGCCUCAAAUAGGGAAAUGUCCUUUACAAGUAAUGUUGCAGACUUCAAAACAUAUGUUAUUUUUUGUAGCGAGGGACUAUAGUUUUCCUUACAUAUUUGAAACCUUUUAUGGAAAUUCAGAAAGCUUGUAGGUUCCUGUAGAUCAUCACCGUGGUUAUUACAUUUAUAUUUUACAUUUAUUUUGAGCAGAAACUGUUAUACAGUAGUAUUUUGAUGAACAAGAGUUGCAGAAGAAACUAUAUCGAGGUGAUGGCAACUUACGGCUCAUAUUGGUCGCGUGGCCAAAUGUUUUGAAUCGACAUUAGUUUGUCUAUGGAAGCUAGUGCUUUUUCCCUAAAUGUGUAUGAAUCUUCAGUUUCUAAUUGAGUUCAUCACCAUGAUCGACAUAGAUCCCAAAACUAUGUUAUCUAGGAAGUUUUCCCCUUUUAUUGCCUCGGAAAGUAAUAUUAAAGAAUUUAGAGAAGGAAGUGGGGUUGGGUGUCUAGAUUUUUAACAGUAGGAAUCUCAAGGAUUGUUCAAUUUCUACUAUUUUUAGUGCUGUACUGGGGAUUUUCAGUUUUGGGAGUAAGAGCAAAAUAUGUAUAUUAAACUACCCUAGCAAAGAAACCUGUUUUUUAGGAGGAGAAAAAGUAUUUCAAUAAUAAACUCAUAAGCAUAACUGUUAAUAUUAUCCUAAUUUCUAUUUUAUUUUUUAUACAACAAAUGUGGUUACAAAUUUGAUUCAAUUUUGUCUCCACUAUAUGGGUUGGAUGGUUGGGUAUUAUUAUUUUCAAAUCUUCGGUUUUUUUUUUUUUUUUUUAAUAAAUAAUUCUUGCUUGGAUAGAACUAACAGAAUUUGCCACAUUAGAACUACCAUUAGAUUAAAUCUAUUCUUUAGAUAGUCAGUAAAGAUCUCACCAAUCUCUUCUUCAUUGUUAUGCCAAAACUAAUUAUUAUCCCCGAUUCUCCAAUUAUUCAUUAAUACAAGUAUUCCAGGCUUCCUUAGCUAGUCGAUAAAUGCUAUCAUUAGUAAGCCACAUACUUUUAACCUAAAUGGUUUUCUUUGUAAUGGCAUAUCUACUCUGGUAGUGGUUAUCAAAAAAUUAGGGGCAUGAUCAUAAUCUUGAAAAGGAAGAUGGGCCUCCAAGCUUUUGGAUAAAGCCUUUUAACUAGUACUCCUAUCUAUUAUAGUAUUGACACAAACCCAUCCAAUUUCCCCUUCCUCCCACUCGGUUCUAGAGACCAUCUUAACAUAAACCCCAUUGGUUUCCAACAUCUCUGUUAGGAUUUCUGAAACACAGUACUUCAUUUAUAAACAAGGAAUCAUUAGUCUUAUCCCAUACCAAGGCCCCAGUGAGCUUUGCCUCCAAUAGUGCAAGGGAAAAAUAUUGCUUUUGACAUUAUCAAAACCAGCUUCUUCUUCUACGAAAUUGAUUAGGUAAUAUUCAUUGCGUAACAAAUUCAAUCUUAUCCUAAUGUGCGUACCACAGUUCAAUCUUAUCCUAAUGUGCGUACCACAGUGUCUGGCCUAUGGUUUUGAUGUUAUUGAGAUGUACCCGUUGUCCCCAAAUUUUAGCAAUGAGCAAAUAAUUCAACCUCUCAUUCUCUCAACAGCAGCUCUGGCCAGCGACUUUCAAGCAAGCUGGAGAAGAUCGUGAUUUCUUAACAACUAGGCUCUGAGAAUCAAAUCCUCUUUUGCCAAGAUCGUGAUUUCUUAACAUGGGAAAACCAAUGUCAUGGUUUGGACAAUUGAAGUUGGGGGAUAAAAGGAGGUUGGAGAUGGCUCAAUCAAUUUUCGGACCCACCGUCAUAUUGAAAUGGCUGCGAAGCGCAAUUAAUCACAUCCCCCUGAGCAGGUUGAUAGAUUCAUGGACUAUUGGCUAAUUCUUGAGUAUGAAUUUUUCCUCAGGUGUAUGUUGUCACUUCAAAAGAGGGAGGCAAAUUAGGUGCAUGAAAACAAGAAAACAUUGCUUGUUUAUUAUAUUAUCCUUUCAACAAAGAGACACAAAAAUAUACUUGUGAUAA